CUCCCAUCCGCUGCGAGCCCUCGCCCUCCAGGAUCUCAGGCUGCUGGCGAGGGAUGUAGGUGGAUGCCAACUACCUCUCACCCACCCUGGGUCUCCCCUCAGCGUGGUGACAGUGGGAUUAACCCCUCCUGGAGUUGGUUUUUUUCCCCCCCUCGCUUCCGACGUUGCCUCCCCGCCGGAGGCCUCUCGGCCGAUGCGGAUACAAAGCCGGAGGAGCCGCGGCCUUCCCAGGAAAGCCUCGGGGAAGGGCCCAGGGGGAGCAUCAGCACCCCCCAUGCUAUGGCUUCAUCUGAGCUGCCCCCUCACCCUGCAGUAGGUGACCACCUGCCCCCUGAGCCCCCCAGCCCUCUGCCUCAGGGGGUGGAGGAUCUUGGUGAAGCCUUUGACUUUGAGGACAGCGAGGAAGAGGAGGAGGAGGAGGAAGAAGACUUGACGGCUGACGCUGUCCUUCGAGCCCCUCCCCGAAGGCAUCGAGCUGCCAGCUCCAGCCUCGACGGGCUGGUGCCAGAGACCCAGGAAGGGUUGCCACUGGGAGUGAGCAAUGGGGAGGCUGGUGGAGACCCCCCCAUCAGUACUCGGACUUGGAAGAGGGAAAGCAUCUGCCAUGGUGAUCGUUUUGAGUUCCCAGCAGUGGAGGAUGAUGUGAUCUACGAUGAUGUCCCCUGUGAAACCCUCGAUGCUGAGCAGGAUGGCCCAGGGACGGGGCACAGCCUGAUCUACGAGGAGGUGCAGCGCGAGGGGCCGCGGGCGGGCGAGGAUUUGGGCUGGAGCUCCAGCGAGUUCGAGAGCUACAGCGAGGAUUCAGGAGAGGAAACCAAGGUUGAGGCCGAGCCAGCCAAGCAGCGAGCCUCCUUCCAGCCCAAGAUGACUCAACUGAUGAAAGCAGCCAAAAGUGGCACCAAGGAUGGUUUGGAGAAGACCAAGAUCGCGGUGAUGAGGAAGGUGACGUUCCUGCACCGGAAAGAAGCGCCAGGGGAUGGGGAACGCAGGAGGAGGGCGGUGGAGGCGGAAAAGCAGCCGCCUGCCCGCCGGAGCUCGAGGGUCUCCCUGGAGCAUCACAGGGGAGGGGAGUCUGAGGAGGAGGACACGGGGUUCCUGGAGGUCACUGUCUCCGACAUGAAGCACCCGCCGCCGGAGCUGGGUCCCAUGCCUGAGGGGCUGAGCCCACAGCAGGUGGUGAGGCGGCACAUCCUGGGCUCCAUCGUGCAGAGCGAGAGGAGCUACGUGGACUCCCUGAAACGCAUCCUGCAGGAUUACAGGAACCCCUUGGUGGAGAUGGAGCCGAAGGUGCUGAGCAGUAGGAAGUGCCAGGUGGUGUUCUUUCGGCUGAAGGAGAUCCUGCAGUGCCACUCCAUGUUCCAGAUCGCGCUCGCGUCCCGCGUGGCUGAGUGGGACUCAGCUGAGAAAAUCGGGGACCUCUUCGUGGCCUCGUUCUCCAAGUCAAUGGUGCUGGAUGUCUACAGUGACUACGUCAACAACUUCACCACUGCCAUGUCCCUCAUCAAGAAGGCCUGUCUCACCAAACCUGCCUUCCUCGACUUCCUCAAGAAGAGGCAGAUGGCCAGUGCUGACCGGGUCACACUCUACGGGCUGAUGGUGAAGCCCAUCCAGAGGUUCCCUCAGUUCAUCCUGCUCCUGCAGGACAUGCUGAAAAACACCCCCAAGGGCCAUGCAGACCGCCUGUCCCUCCAGUUGGCCCUCACUGAGCUGGAGACCUUGGCAGAGAAGCUCAACGAGCAGAAGCGUUUGGCCGACCAAGUGGCUGAAAUCCAACAGCUCAGCAAGAGCAUCAGCGACCGCAGCAGCCUCAACAAGCUGCUGAGCUCGGGGCAGAGGCAGCUCCUGCUCUGCGAGACGCUGACAGAGACGGUGUACGGGGACCGGGGGCAGCUCAUCAAGUCGAAGGAGAGGAAGGUUUUCCUGCUCAAUGACAUGCUGGUCUGUGCCAACAUCAACUUCAAAGGCCAGCUGGAAAUUAGCAGCCUGGUGCCCCUAGGUCCCAAAUACGUGGUGAAGUGGAGCACAGCCCUCCCACAGGUGCAGGUGGUGGAGGUGGGACAGGAGAGUGGUGCCUACGACAAAGACAACGUCAUCAUCCACAACGCUGGUGCCAAGAAGCACCCGCCGGCCGGGCAAGCUUCCCACAAUAAAGUCUACUUGGGGCCACCACGGCUCUUCCAGGAGCUGCAGGACCUGCAGAAGGAUUUGGCAGUGGUGGAGCAGAUCACCCUUCUCAUCAGCACUUUGCAUGGCACUUAUCAGAACCUCAACAUGACAGUGGCCCAGGACUGGUGCUUGGCCCUGCAGAGGAUGAUGAAGGUGAAGGAGGAGGAGAUCCACUCUGCCAACAAGUGCCGCCUCCGUCUCCUGCUGCCUGGGAAGCCAGACAAAUCUGGCCGCCCCAUCAGCGUCAUGGUGGUCUUCAUCACUCCAAACCCCCUGAGCAAGAUCUCCUGGGUGAACCGUCUGCACCUGGCCAAGAUAGGGCUGCGGGAGGAGAACCAGCCGGGCUGGCUCUGUCCUGAUGAAGACAAGAAGAGCAAAGCUCCUUUCUGGUGCCCUAUCCUCUCCUGCCACAUGCCUGCCUUCUCCAAAGCCCUUGAUCUGCAGCUCGGCGCCGCUGUGCACAACCCCGUGCAGUCCUCCCUGCUGGGCUUCUCCGCCGUCAGCACCUCGCUGCCACAGGGCUACCUCUGGGUCGGAGGGGGCCAGGAAGGUGCAGGGGGGCAGGUGGAGAUCUUCUCCCUCAACCGUGCCGUGCCACGGACGGUGAAGUCCUUCCCGGUGGCCUCACCGGUGCUGUGCAUGGAAUAUAUCCCUGAGAUGGGUGAGGAGGAAUCAACAGGCACCCAGGAGCCCAGACCCACCACUGAACAGCCUCUGGCAUCCCCUCAUCCCACCGUCUGCUUGGGUUUACGGGAUGGCAGCAUCGCAGUCUAUGGCAGUGUGGACACAGGGACACAGUGCUUGUUGAUCUGCAAAAGCCCAGGCAUGCAGCCAGUCCUCUGCUUGAAGCACAGCCCUGAGUACCUCUUUGCUGGGUUGCAGGAUGGAACCGUGGCUGCCUACCCCAGGAGCAAUGGGGGGCUGUGGGACCCAGCAGAGCAGCCCACUCACCUCACCGUGGGCACCAGCCCCGUGCGAGCCCUCCUGACGCUGGAGGAGACCCUCUGGGCCAGUUGGGCCAACCAAGUCACUGUCCUGGAUGCCACCAGCCUCCAUACCCAGCAAACCUUUGAGGCCCACCCAGACACAGAGGCCAACGUCACACACAUGAUCAAGGCGGGCAGUGGGGUCUGGAUGGCCUUUUCCUCGGGCUCCUCCAUCCGCCUCUUCCACACUGAGACACUGGAACACCUGCAGGAGAUCAACAUUGCCACCAGGACCACCUUUGUCCUCCCAGGUCACAAACACGUUCGGGUCACCAGUCUCCUCAUCUGCCAGGGCUCACUCUGGGUGGGCACCGACCAGGGCAUCAUUGUGCUGCUGCCUGUCCCUCGUUUGGAAGGAAUCCCCAAAAUCACUGGUAAAGGCAUGGUGUCCCUCAACGGGCACAGCGGCCCUGUGGAGUUCUUGGCUGUGGCAACGAGCACCUUGGCACCUGACGUACUGAAAGGCGACCAGGAGGAGGAAGAGGAGGCUGAAGAAGAGAAACCCCCUGAACUAGAUGGUCCCCCACCUCGGGAAAUGAGAAAGAAAGGCAUUUUAUUACAGUAUCGCCUCCGUUCCACCUCCCACCUCCCGGGGCAGCUCCUCUCGGUCCGGGAGGCGCCGAGCGGCGCGGCGCCGGCACACACCGAGGAGGAUGGUUCCAUCUAUGAGAUGGCUGAUGACCCUGAUGUCUGGGUCAGGAGUCGACCCUGUAGCCGUGACACCUCUCGGAAAGAAAUCUCCUCAGUUGCCAUCAUCUCAGGAGGUCGAGGCUACCGGCACUUCAGCAGCGAGUCACCACGUCGCAGUGGCGACGCCGACAGCACUCUGCUCAUCUGGCAGGUCCCCUUGAUGCUAUAGCACCUUGGGAUCUUAACUUGGCACCUACCUCAAAACAUAAGAAGCCACCCAAAAGCUGCCAGAAAGGGGGAUUUUGUCUUGGGUGCAUCGCUUUGGGUGAGGGAAAGACUGAGACCUGAGCUUUGUGCGUGGGGAGAGGGGAGUUUUGAAUGGCUGGAACGGCCACCUCCCUGCAGGCUUUGGAGGUGCUGACUCUCUGGUCAAAGGUGUCUGUGUGUCUGUGUGUGAAUAGCUAUAUAUAUAUAUAUAAAUAUAAAUAUGAUGUACAUUAUUACCUGUAUAAAGAAGGAAUCUGUAUAUAUUGGGGCACUUGGAGAUGCAGAAAUAGCAGCAGGAGCACUCGGAGGGUGCUGGCUGUGCCAAAAUAGAAGGGGGGGGGGGUGGUUACUGAAAUAGCCUUGUUUCUUUGGACUGUGAAAUGGAAGAUAUUUGGUACAAAAGAAUCCCCUGGUUUUUUGGGAGCUGAGCAUGCAUGGUUUCCUGAGGGAAAGGAUGUUUUGGGGAGCGUGGAAAUAAAUCCUGUAGGAAUCGA
Colius striatus (speckled mousebird) is the source of this 4543-nucleotide messenger RNA. It is a transcript of the gene ARHGEF10L, whose product is annotated as Rho guanine nucleotide exchange factor 10 like. Lineage: Eukaryota; Metazoa; Chordata; Aves; Coliiformes; Coliidae. The coding region runs from base 64 to 4011 and encodes 1315 amino acids. Gene Ontology annotation, molecular function: protein binding; guanyl-nucleotide exchange factor activity. Gene Ontology annotation, biological process: SREBP signaling pathway; actin cytoskeleton organization; positive regulation of stress fiber assembly. The transcript has 28 exons. Gene Ontology annotation, cellular component: cytosol. The record is from RefSeq and is a predicted model, not a curated record.